GGCGGCGCCGAUUGGCUGGACGCGGGGACUGGAGUGAGGCUCCGGAGCAGAGGCGAGCGCCGUCUCAGGCCAGGCAGGGCCUGAGGUUCGCAGUGCGGCACCGGGGACCUGGGCAGCCUUGAGGCCGAGGCCCCGAGCGGAGCGGAGCGCCAUGCCGCGCAAGAAGCCCUUCAGCGUGAAACAGAAGAAGAAGCAGCUGCAGGAGAGGCGGGAGCGGAAAAGGCAGGGCUUCCCCGAUGGCGUGCGGUCCAGCUCCCACAGCCGGAGCGGGAGUCACGACCGGCACGAGGAGCAGACGGACACAUCAGACAGCGAGUCCUUCUCCCUGCAGGUCCGGAAAAUCAAUCAGCAGCCGGCGCCGCGGAAACCGGGAGAGCAGGGAUACGACCCUAACAGGUUCCGGCUGCAUUUCGAGAAGGAAAGCCGGGAGGAGAUCGAGCGAAGGAAGAAGUUCAUGCAGGAGAAGAUCAUCGAGCUCAUUCCAGAGACCGAACUGGAGGUGGACAUCGAUGACAUCUACAAGCCCGGGUCUGUGUUGGAUUUUCCAAAGCGAUCCCCCUGGAAUUACACAAUGACGAAGGAGCAGCUGCUGGUUCAGGAGGAAAAGGCCUUCCGCGACUACCUGGAGAAGAUCUACAGCACGUUCGAUCCCACCAAGCUCAGUUACUUUGAGCACAACUUGGAGACUUGGAGACAACUGUGGAGAGUUUUGGAGAUGUCCGACAUUGUUCUACUGAUCACGGACAUCAGGCACCCGGUGAUUCACUUUUCCCCAGCACUGUACGACUACGUGACCCAGGAGAUGAAGAGGAGCCUUACUCCUGGUUCUGAACAAAUCGACCUUGCUCCGCCCUCUCUGGUGGCAGCCUGGAAGUAUUAUUUCCAGCAGAAAUUCCCUCAGCUCCACGUCCUCUGCUUCACGUCGUACCCUCGGGAGAAACAGGGCGAGACAGAUCCCAGCACAGUGUUUCAGAAGCGGAGGCGGCGGCGACGAGUCCGAACGAUGGCAGUGGGUCCCAGACAGCUCCUUAAAGCCUGCGAGACCAUCACACAGGGCAAAGUGGACCUGACCAGCUGGAGGGAGAAGAUGGAGAGGGAUGCUACCAGCACUCACCGCGAGGAUCUGACCGACGAGGAGGACGAGGAGGAGGCCGUGCUGGUGGAGCACCAGACCGACGCUGCCAUGGAAAUGUGCGCUGCCGCGGACGAGCUCUACAAGGACGGGAUCCUCACCGUGGGCUGCGUGGGGUUCCCGAAUGUGGGCAAGUCAUCUCUCAUCAACGGGCUGGUGGGGAAGAAGGUGGUGAGUGUGUCCCGGACGCCGGGGCACACAAAGUACUUCCAGACUUACUUUCUGACGCCCACAGUCAAACUCUGCGACUGCCCCGGCCUCAUCUUCCCGUCACUCGUGGACCGUCAACAGCAGAUCCUGGCGGGAAUCUACCCGAUCGCCCAGAUCCAGGAGCCCUACACCUCGGUCGGCUACCUGGCAGCCAGGAUCCCCGUGCAGAAGCUGCUGAAGCUCAGGCAUCCCAGUCUGGGGGCGGAGGGUCCUGAGGAGCAGGCCCAGGCCAAGUUCACGGCCUGGGACAUCUGUGAAGCCUGGGCGGAGAAGAGGGCGUACAAGACGGCCAAGGCGGCUCGGAACGACGUGUACCGGGCAGCCAACAGCAUCCUGCGGCUGACGGUGGACGGACGCCUGUGUCUCUGCAUGCGCCCCCCGGGGUACACGGCGCAGAAAGUGGAGUGGCUCCAGCACAGCGAGACCCAGGAGAUAGCCGCCCUCCAGGAGGCCCACCGGCAGCAGAGCAAGCAGAGUUCGGAGGACGAGGACGAGAUCUCCAGCUCCGACCAGGAGGACGACGAGAAGGACCACGACGCAGACGAGGAGGAGGAGGGAGAGGAGGAAGGAGAAGCCUGGCGCGGGAGGCAUCACCACCCAGUGCCGGCCAGCAAAGGGCACAGGGGAGCACUACUCAGCAAGAACAAGUUUGCUGUUCUGGGAGAGGAUGAGUGUUGAUAUCCCGGCGUUCCGAGUGUGUCCGGCCAGCAUUGUGGGACCAGGGACCCUUUAAGGACAAACAGAACCCGAUGCGUAUGCAUCUUCCAACAGGAGCGUUGCUUCUGUUGCCUAUUUACUUCAUUCCGGAGUGCAUUGAGGAACCCCAUUCCUGGUGUUGCUGUGUUCCAAUAAAGCUUUAUUUACCUUA
Messenger RNA from Pristis pectinata (smalltooth sawfish), 2210 nucleotides. It is a transcript of the gene gnl1, whose product is annotated as guanine nucleotide binding protein-like 1. The record is from RefSeq and is a predicted model, not a curated record. Gene Ontology annotation, molecular function: GTPase activity; GTP binding. NCBI's taxonomy places the organism in Eukaryota, Metazoa, Chordata, Chondrichthyes, Rhinopristiformes, Pristidae.